CCGCCUCUCUCACUCUCGCGGCCUCCCGCGAGACCACGCGUCUCGCUUUGUUCGCCGUCCGAGAAGGAGAGAGUUUUCUCUCUCACGCGGCAUCGGCCCCGGCGAGGCCCACCGAUCGGCCUCCCGAAACGGCGAUCCGCUGAUGAUGAUGAGAGGAGGCCGCGCUUUGCUGAUGGCGGAGGUGGUGGUGGUGGUUGUUCUGUCGUUACUAGUGCCGCGUGGAGCGGUGGUGGAGAGUACGAACGCGGUGACGACAACAACGACGACGACGACGAUGACGACGACGACGACGUCGAGGACGACGACGAUGUCGACGGUAACGGCGACAAGGACAAUGAUGAGGACAGUGUUUCCUGUGCAGCGAGUGUAAGUGAGUUCAACGAACGCUGGCGGUAACGGCGUCAAGAGACUUCUACAGAGGCGGACGGUGUUUUUGAAUUUCCGGACAGGCACUCUCUCUCUCUCGUUUCUCGCACAUUAGGUGUGCAAGGAUCUUAUUGCACCUGCGCACAAUAACGAUUGUUCUGAUAGCAGCGAAACGAACAGCUAGAAAUGUGCGUUCUAACCGUAUCUUCUAAAUGAGCCUGGUACACCGCAUUAUACAGGUCGAUUACUCUCGUGGCAUUCUUCUCGGAAAUGGCCAUAAUAAAUUAGCGAUGUUAACUGACGGAUGAAUGAGACUUUACGCUGAAUCUGGGACAUAUUGCUCGAGAAUAAAUGUAAGGUUUCUAGUUGUGGAAACGUCUACAAAUAUUUUAUAGUAACAUUUAUACAUUAAUCCAAUAAGACAGGAAUUACAUAUAAGAACAAAAGCCUAUAGAAGUUUAUUUUCAGCGAUUUUAUUCUUGAGUGUAAUAAUGGAUUUUUGAUAUCAAGAUGACGCAAGGAAGUAUGUUCUUUAUCUCGAAACUAUAAUUUCAAAGUAACAAAGAAUAGUGGACGCUUUCUCAAUAUACAAAGUUCAAAUGGUUCCAAAUAGAUGUGCACGAUCAUGGUUCUAUAACAAACUAUAAUAUGCCAGAAUACUUAUCAAAGCAUCGUUUUUAAACAGAGAUAGCAUAUAAUAACAAUCUUAAUCGCUUGAAAGAAAAAUUGCUGAGUCUUCAUUAAUUAUUUAAAUUGCGUUAGUAACGCAACUUUAGCUUCGGAGAAAUCAUAAUGAUAGCUGUCCUAUUAUUUAUAUUUGCAUUUUCCUACGCACGCGAGAGUAGUUCGAGUUACUGUUUAUCGCGUUAAAAAUAAUCUAGCGAACCGCACCCCGAACGAUCCGUCCGUUCUUUUCGCGCGCGACGGCACGUGAUGUGGUAAUUGGGGGAUGCAAAGAGCGGACAAUUCAUUCAGCGUUCGACGCGAUUUUGCCGUCUGCCGUCUCCGUAGAGUCGUAGACCAACAAGACGAUAUUGAUGAUCGAAUUUGGGCAGUCGUGCCUCGAUAACGGAGUUACAAGCGCGACGUCGACGGUGCCGGCCGGGAAAGAUGGCGGUCUUAAUCGAAUUAAGGCUACAAAGAGAAACGGUCCUGCGUCCGACCCUUGCGAGCCGCCGGCCGGACUCCUCUAACUGGCUAUUAGCUUGAAUUUUGGUAAUAGCGAGCAUGGGGUCACGCGGGGUGACUGCUCACUCGUCUAAGAAUCCACUCCUGACAUUUAUAUCGCAUUCCUCGCUCAGAUUUCGAGGGAUGCAGGUUUAUCAAGAUUUAUGGAACGCUGACCAAUAUGAACGUUUCGAGAAUGGCAACAUUGAUGACUUAACUGAACUAGAUGGAGAAAUGAUCGCCUCAUGUCCAAAACUUUCAAAUAUGUAACAUUGUUCUUAAUAAUUGUGUUAUUUACGGCCAUUCCAGGAAGAGAGAUGCCGGGUAAUGAAAGAAAAUAAACAGAAUUUUACUUACGAGUAGAGUUAAUGCUAGCAAUAAUUGAAA
This is a messenger RNA of Ooceraea biroi (clonal raider ant), 1920 nucleotides long. RefSeq lists its product as uncharacterized. Lineage: Eukaryota; Metazoa; Arthropoda; Insecta; Hymenoptera; Formicidae. The record is from RefSeq and is a predicted model, not a curated record.